CGUGGGGUGAAGUGCAAGGUCAUCCCAUCCGCGAACGUGGAGCUUAGUGCCGGACGUUCAGACUGGCGCCCUUCGGAGCUUGCCCAGAGCAGAGGCCUUCUGAUUCUCCCCAACCUAAUCCCUGUUGCCAUGGAGAUCACCAAUGGGACUGAGACCUGGUUUAAGAGCCUUCACGCUAUACUGAAGGCUCUAAAUUCCACUCUUCACAGCAAUCUGCUCUGCCACCCAGGGCUUGGACCAGAGCCAGACAACCUGACUGAGGAGCAGCGAGUCCACCGACCUGGCCGUAAUGACAACUCCUACAUGUACAUUCUCUUCGUCAUGUUCCUAUUUGCUGCUACUGUGGGCAGCCUCAUCCUGGGAUACACCCGUUCCCGCAAAGUGGACAAGCGCAGUGACCCCUAUCACGUGUACAUCAAGAAUCGAGUGUCUAUGAUCUGAUACUAAGGGUCCAGGGGUGGCUGAAGAGCAAGAUAAAUGAGAAUUAUCUUCUGAGGCCUCUCAGACUCAGUCAUGAACAAGGGGAGCCUCUGUUUAACCUACCUGUAAGAUCAACAAAGAACUGUGCUAAGGGGGUCUUCAUUGGGGCUAUGGCAGAAGGGCUGGAAGACCUCAGACUGAUGGAAAAGGAUUUUUUUCCCCAGCAAAGACAGAUUUUAUAGACAAUGGGAACUCCACGAACAAAUAUAUAGAAGUAGCAAAAUAUAAUAACCAAUGGCUGAUCCAGUGGCUGGAUUAUUCAGGGGCUAAAGGAAAGAGAAGUUGUAGAAGAGGGACGUGAAAUAGAAAUGUGCUCCAAGGACACAUUUCUUAUGUGUCAUCUUCAGUGAC
Condylura cristata (star-nosed mole) is the source of this 831-nucleotide messenger RNA. It is a transcript of the gene KCNE3, whose product is annotated as potassium channel, voltage gated subfamily E regulatory beta subunit 3. Gene Ontology annotation, cellular component: membrane. Gene Ontology annotation, molecular function: delayed rectifier potassium channel activity; potassium channel regulator activity; transmembrane transporter binding. The transcript has 2 exons. The record is from RefSeq and is a predicted model, not a curated record. NCBI's taxonomy places the organism in Eukaryota, Metazoa, Chordata, Mammalia, Eulipotyphla, Talpidae. Bases 130 to 441 code for a protein of 103 amino acids. Gene Ontology annotation, biological process: membrane repolarization during action potential; regulation of ventricular cardiac muscle cell membrane repolarization; ventricular cardiac muscle cell action potential.